This is a messenger RNA of Propithecus coquereli (Coquerel's sifaka), 1595 nucleotides long. RefSeq names its product dual oxidase maturation factor 1 (gene DUOXA1). NCBI's taxonomy places the organism in Eukaryota, Metazoa, Chordata, Mammalia, Primates, Indriidae. Bases 370 to 1263 code for a protein of 297 amino acids. Gene Ontology annotation, cellular component: endoplasmic reticulum membrane. The transcript is spliced from 8 exons. The record is from RefSeq and is a predicted model, not a curated record. Gene Ontology annotation, biological process: protein transport.
AUCAGGCCAGGCGUCAAAGCAAGUCAUCCAUCCAUCCUAAAACCCUCUAAGAGCCUGUGGUAAUCCUCCCUCCGGGUACCCCCGUGAGAUCUCGGGGGUCUCACCGCCCUGCGAGCCGCGCCCGCUCCCCGUCAGACCCGGAACAGAAUGGUUAGAACGUCGGGAUCUUGUUCCUUCCCUACUCCCAGCCCUGGGAUCGCUGCGAGUGAGGUUCCAUAGGAGGAGGUAGCUGCGCAGGCUGCUACGCACACAUUGUUUGCAAGAGGCGAAGGGGCGCACUUCCUGCUUCCCCCCAAACCAAGUUCUGAUCAAGUGGGAGUUCUUCAAAGAGAAAGUUUGCAUUGCCUCCCCCGGCACCCUCCCACCAAAAUGGCUGCUUUUGGACGCACAUUCCCCUUCUAUGCUGGCCCCAAGCCAACCUUCCCAAUGGACACGACCUUGGCCGUCAUCAUCAUCAUCUUUUUGACUGCACUGGUCACCUUCAUCAUCAUCCUGCCUGGCAUUCGGGGCAAGAUGAGGCUGUUCUGGCUGCUGCGGGUGGUGACCAGCUUAUUCAUCGGGGCUGUGAUCCUGGGGACCCCCGUGCAGCAGCUAAACGAGACCAUCAAUUACAAUGAGGAGUUCACCUGGCGCCUGGGCAAGAACUAUGCUGAGGAGUAUGCCAAGGCACUGGAGAAGGGGCUGCCAGACCCUGUGCUCUACCUGGCUGAGAAGUUCACCCCGAGAAGCCCAUGCGGCCUACACCGCCAGUUCCGUCUGGCAGGACACUAUGCCUCAGCCACAUUGUGGGUGGCAUUCCUCUGCUGGCUGCUGGCCAAUGUGAUGUUCUCCAUGCCUGUGCUGGUCUAUGGUGGCCACAUGCUGCUGGCCACGGGCAUCUUCCAACUGUUGGCACUGCUCUUCUUCUCUGUGGGCACAUCGCUCACUCCACCCUGUCCCCUGCGUCUGGGCACUGCUGUGCUGCAUACUCGCCAUGGGCCUGCCUUCUGGAUCACACUGAUCACAGGACUGCUGUGUGUGCUGCUGGGCCUGGCUAUGGUCGUGGCCCACAGGAUGCAGCCCCACAGGGUGAAGGCUUUCUUCAACCAGAGUGUGGAGGAGGACUACCUGCUGGAGUGGAGUCCUGUGGAAGGGGGACUGAGCCCCCGCUACCGGUCCAUGGCUGAGAGUCCUGAGCCCCAGGACAUUCCUCUGUCAGAGGCUGUCUCUUCCAAGCCAAGCUGUAAGGAGGAGCAUCCCAGAGAGCCUGACUGUGCCCUAUAAUAUUCCUCUCCAGCAGCCAUCUGGACUUCCAGUUUGGCUCCAGACCUCAUUGGAGCCCCAUAAAACCAUCAGAACUGCCCUCAGUGUGGGUUGUAUCAGACUGCAGCACCAACCAGUAGGGGUGGAGUAGAAAAAUGAGGCUCUACGUACUGAUAUUAAAAAACAAAACAAAAUGCCCUACGGUGCUGAAGAGAUGUUGCGCCUGCCCAUAAACUCUGCUUCCGUGGUAAGAGCAAGCAGCACUGUCCUAUUUCUGCACAGCAACCCUGCCUCUUCUUGGUGCUUGGCCUCUUCGAUGUGCCGUUCACUGAAACCCAACUUCACCCACAAAA